Messenger RNA from Carcharodon carcharias (great white shark), 13216 nucleotides. It is a transcript of the gene lyst, whose product is annotated as lysosomal trafficking regulator. Gene Ontology annotation, biological process: intracellular protein localization. The transcript has 54 exons. Gene Ontology annotation, molecular function: protein kinase binding. Gene Ontology annotation, cellular component: cytosol; membrane. The record is from RefSeq and is a predicted model, not a curated record. Lineage: Eukaryota; Metazoa; Chordata; Chondrichthyes; Lamniformes; Lamnidae. The coding region runs from base 243 to 12044 and encodes 3933 amino acids.
GCUGAGGAGAGGCCACGAGCACGGGAGCGGCUUAACGGCCGGAUCGCGAGUCCGGCCCGGCUGUGGGACUGAGUGAAGUGGAGGCAGUCGCUGCCACCGGCGGAGCUCAGCCCCAGGGAAUGCACUGAGGAGCAGCCAUCAUUCCUGGGACACCAAGCUGUGACCUCGACCGGUAUUGCGGACUGUCCGGUGCACCGAACGUCAACACACGCCAAACUUUGCCGCAGGGAGGGACAGUGUCAAUGCUAGCCAUGCCCAAGUCCCCGAGCGCUAACCUGAACUUCAGCCUCAGCCACGCGUGGGAGAGAUACCGGCAGUCGGAGCAGCAAGAACAGGUCAGAGUAGACUGCCUGGAGAAGUUCCUCACUCUUUUCUACUACCACAGAGGAAAUCUGGAUGCAACAGAAGUCAUCAGAUUCUGCUCAGACAUGAGCAGUGCCUGUAACACAUUGGCACGGGAAUUCCUGACAGAUGUGCACCAGCUUUGCAAUGCUGUGGCCCAGAGAUCUGAGGGCAAAGAGGAGGAGGAGGAAAGUCACAUGGUCGCACUGGGAGAAUACCUAGUUCGAGGUCGAGGAUACUUGCUACUUAGUACCUUGGAUUCCAUCAUUGAUCAGGAAUUAACCUGCAGAGAGGAAUUGCUUACUCUACUCCUGUCACUUCUCCCUCUUGUCUGGAAGAUACCUGUUCAAGAAGAAAAAGCUCCAGAUUAUAACCUACCUGCACUAGAACACCUUUUGUUUACCAAAGAGACCAAGUACUCCGCAACCAAAUCUCAGGAUAAAACGGCUCACAUCCCAGACGGAAGCUCAGUUUUAUACGCUCAGGUACCAUCACGAUGUAACACCAGCAACUGGAAGACCAAGAGACAACGUAGAAACACUCACCGCUACUCUUUGAGGGAUGCCAGGAAAACCCCACUUUCCACAUCUGACUCUGAAGUCAAUUCAGAUGACAAGAGUUCAGUCAUGAUCAGACAAAGACGACAACAGACUUUGCAGCCUUUUUUGUCAUGCCAAUCAAGAGAGGACUAUAGCUCUUCUAAGGACAGUUUUUUUCCAUCUUUAAAAGUUGGAGAAGUUGCACAGAAUAGCUUAAGUUUAGAAUGCACUGCCGCUCCACUUCAAGAAGUAGAUUUGGAGUCAUCCAUGUUAAGUAAAAUGGAAAAUACUCCAUUUGAUCUUUGUCACGUUUUGUUAUCUCUGUUGGAAAAAGUUUGCAAGUUUGACAUGGCCUUAAAUCACAAUCCAGCAUUAGCAGCGAGCGUUGUUCCCACAUUGACAGAGUUUUUGUCAGGAUUUGGAGAUUGCUGCAACGGUGAUGUAUCUGGUACUGAGGAAGUUGCUGCAGGAUGGACGCCAGAGCCAGCAGCCCUUGUGCAAAGGAUGCUUUUACGAACUGUGCUACAUCUCAUGUCAGUUGACAUAAAUUGCAGAGGUAACAUGCCAGAUACACUAAGGAGGAAUAUUGCAGACUUGUUGAGGGUGACAUUGAAGAUUAAGAACUGCAUUGAUAAGCGCCCAGAUCCCUUUGUCCCACGUCCAAAGAAGACUUUCCAGGAACUCAGUGAAGAUUUUUCUUUCUCAAGAUCUCGUCAUGAAGUACUACUUGUGCCAGAGUUACUUGAAGUGGUUUUGCAAAUCUUAAUCUGUACGCUACAAACAGCAUCCUCCAAUCCUUUCUUCUUCAGUCAGGCCAUGGACCUUGUUCACGAGUUUACACAACACCAUGGCUUUGAAUUGUUUGAAGGCACAGUGCUUCAGAUGGAAAAGUUGGUUACAAAAGAUGAACCCAAGUCUAUUGAGGCAGCAGAGCAUAUCAAAUCCUUAAUCAGUAGUGUCAUGAAAAUAAUUAGCAUUGUCAAGAAAGUGAAAUCAGAACAACUCCACCAGUCUGUUUGUAUACGCAAGCGGCACAGGCGAUGUGAGUAUUCUCAGUUCAUGCACCACCACAGAGAUCUGUCUGGUCUCCCAGUUGCAGCAUUCAAAAAUCAGCAAUCCAAAAAUCCUUUUGAGGAGACAUUAGAUGGUGAAGUUUGCUAUCCUGACCGCUGUUGCUGCAUUGCAGUGUGUGCCCACCAGUGUCUGCACUUGCUUCAAGAAGUUUGCUUAAGCAGCACUUGUGUCCAGAUUUUAUCAGGCAUGCAUACUGUGGGAAUUUGUUGUUGUAUGGACCCAAGAUCCAUCAUUGGCCCCAUGCUUUAUGCCAUAAAAUCACAAACUUUAAAAAAUUGUCAGCAGCACAUCUUGAAUAUUCUGAGUAAAUUUAUCCUUGAGCAGCUUGGGGGUGAGGAGGUUUCAGAGAGAUUGAAACAAGUGAGUUGUAACAUUUGCACCAUUGAUAGUAGCCAGGUACCUGAUAUUGCAGAGAUUCUGCAUGGAGGCCUCACAGACGUUGGUUCCUCAUCCAAUCUUGCCAACCCCAUUUACAGAGCAGAUGGUAUUCUGCCAAGUGGAGGAUCCAGGGAAAUGUUGUGGACUUGGGAGGCUUUGGAAGCCUACCAUGAUCUUCUCUUCAUUGAUGAUACACAGCUGAGUUUGCUAGUUGCUAGCCAUAUAUGCCACCUAAUCCAAAAAGGCAAUGCAGUGGUUAAAUGGCAGCUUUACACUCAUAUUUUUAAUACUGUGCUUCAAAGAGGUGUAGAGCUAUCUCAUCGUACACAGCAACUAGGAUUAGCGACAGCCUCUUCCGAAGUGUGCAGCUACCACAGUUUGUCUCAGGAUGUCCUUCAGCUUCACCUACACACAUUGCCUUCACUCUUUAAAUCCAGGAUAGUCAGAGACCUCUUUUUGAGCUGCAACGGAUUAAAUCAGAUGACUGAGCUGAUUUAUCUAGACUCAGUUAGAUCCUAUGCUCUGAAGGUUUUUGAAACCUUAAUCCUGUGCCUUGGGGAUCAACAGCUAGAUGCAGGAAUGCAAGGUGAAGAGACUGAUGCAGAGUACUCUGCUUUGGAUCCCAAUGACACUCCAAGUAGCCAACUUACAGCAUUGCAUAAAAGUGAGAUGCAGCAAAGUUUAAGUAAGUUUUAUGCUGUUCUGAAAGAAUCAUACCCCAAGAAGAAGAAAGCUAAAAUCAUUGACACCCACUUAAAUGUAAUAAACUUGUUCCUUUGUGUUGCAUUUCUAUGUGUUAGUCAAGAGCCUGAAUCUGAUCAUGACUCUGUCAAUGAUUCUGAAGACACCUCAGGCUAUGAUAGCACAGCCAGUGAACCUCUGGGUAACAUGCUUCCUCACUUAUCACCAGACAGUGUUGUUUUGCCUUCGAAAGAGCAGAUCAGACGAGCAGCCGAUGUGUGGUCUGUGUGUCGCUGGAUCUACUUGAAAAACAUAGUAUUCCAGAAACAGUUCCAUAAACUUGGUGGCCUGGGGGUCUGUCGUAAACUGAUGAGAAUCAUCAUUCAGCAGAUCUCCAGCUCAAGGAAAGACAACAUAAAAGAAAACAAAAGUAACAUGUUUACUCAGGGUGAAACUCAAAAGGAAUUGGAAAUUGAUUCACGUUCAGCAUCAGGUCUGGUGGCUAAAAAAGAGUUGUCAGAUAUCAGCAGUGGUGAGGAGUCUGAAAAUAUUCAAAAAGCAACAGUAUUUGGAGACCAGUUGGAUGAACAGAGUGUUGCACUAGAAGGUGAUGAGAUGCCAAAAGAUUGGGAUGCUGUAGAGCAGGAACAAAGUACAACAGAGGAGGAUUGGGCGCUCCAGAGCAUCAGGCUGUUGGAAGCUUUAUUAGCCAUCUGUCUCCACACUUCUAGGAAAACCGAUGUGGAACCUUCUCCACAGGACCUCUCUGUGGAUGAGAUAUUGACUGAAAUGCGAGAUCAACUUGUUCAUUCUGGUAUUGUUGAUUCUGAUCUGGCCAAGCCUCUCUUCGAUUCCUUACAAAAUGUGUCUCUGGGAGGAAGUUCUAUGGAUGGUUAUUCUGCUGAGCAGGACAGAAAAAAGCAACACAAAAUAAGUCGAGAUUCAGCCCUACAGAUGGGUGAUCUUUCAGAGGAGACAGAAGAACCACAGUAUUGUAAUAUGAGGCUUUUUGCAGAAGAGGAAGGAUAUGAGGCUGAUAGCGAAAGUAACCCAGAAGAGAUUGCAGCCAAGGAGGAAGAUGUGAAACCAGAAAUCAUAUCCUUGGCUCAGUCAUCAAGUUAUCUUUGUAAUACUGCUGAGGGUACUGCACAGAGGGAAUUGAUGUACCCUGAGAUCUGUAUGUUAGAACUCACCCUGCUGUCUGUCAGCAAUCCCAGCCUUGAUGUCCUAACUCACGUCUUCAGAAGUCUGCUCGAGGUUGUGCAGCACAGUGAAAAAAAUGCUACAUCCAUUUACCAGCAGGGAGCUGUAAAAAUUAUUGUGGGAGGUUUUCAGAAUAUUUUGAGUCAGUCUGAGAUGACUUUAGAAGAAUGCCAGGCAGUGCUUGUCGAAUUAUUGGUGACUUUAAUCAGCUCCAGGUUGUCAGCUGAAGAGUUGACACUCUUUCUGAGACUGUUUUUAGAGAAGACCCCUCCAACUAAAAUACUACUUGGAGGGAUUCUGAGGAUAGUGGAAGCAAAUGUAGGCAUGGUUCCAAUGCAGUACCUUACCUUCCCAACAGUAUUUAUCAGUAGUAUUUUCAGUACCAUUUCAACCAUGCAGAAAACCAAUUCUUCUCCCACCAGCAAGAGCUCCGGCCUUUUAAAGCGAGUCAAAUUUCCAUCGAGCAAGAGGGAGACAGAAUCUGAAGGAUACACCCACCAAUUGUCGUCACCUUGGCAUGUGGCUCCACUCCAUCUGCCACUUGUUGGUCAGAACUCUUGGCCACACAUGUCAGAUGGCUUUAGUGUCUCUAUUUGGUUGAAAGUGGAAGUCGCCAGUGGAACAGAUAGGUCACUUGAAAAAACAAAGAAACAAAGACGAAACCAGCUAGCUACUUUCAGAGAAAGUAGCUUUGAUGGCAUUGAGUAUGGGAAAACAGCAGGCUUAGAUUGCUGCAGCACUCAAAACUCUGGUGAUAAAUUGGUUGAAGAUGGGUGCCUUCAUGUGAUUUCAUUGGGGUCUAAAGUAAUCAUGCUGCAAGUUUGGGCUGACUUGAACACGGGUGGUUUUACAUUCAGAAUUUGCAUUGAUCCAAAUGAUGACUUGAAAGCAGGCCUGCUAGCACAAGCUGAGUCACAGGAAAACAUUCUAACUCCAGGGAAGUGGCAGCACUUGGCACUAACCUAUGUGCAACAAUCGGAAAGCAAGAAGAGCGUUCUUGGCAAGCUUUCACUUUGGGUAUCUGGACAAAGAAAGUCUGAUGUGACCUUGGGUUAUACUAUUCCUCGAAAGAGCAGCCUUUCCUCUGACAGUAAUAAAACCUUUGCAAUGAUUGGCCACUGUAUACCCCAUCAAGAAGAUGCUACAAGGUUGGCUGGAAUAUGGAGUAUUGGAAGCUUGCUUCUUUUUAAUGGUGCCAGGAUAGGGCCGGAAGAAGCUUAUUAUUUAUAUGUCUGUGGACCUGACUUCACCUCCAUCAUGCCCUGUAAAUAUGGCAAACCUCAAGCAAAUUACUCGAAGUAUGUUACUCUGGAGAUUCUACAGUGUGAUCAGAUUAGUGACUUUCUCAUGAAAUAUAAGGAAGUGGAUGCUGGCCCUCUGGUGGAUGGUCUUGCUAUUGUUUACAACCCAAGAUGCCCUGCUCAAUAUACAAUUUAUGAGCCAGUUAUUCGACUCAAGGGUCAAACACGAACUGUAUCAUCACAGAGACCAUUCAGUUUGAAGGAUAUCCAAAGCAAUGUGGUGAAGCCCCAGCAACUAAAGAACUUACAGCCUUUGGAACAUCAGGAACUUCAACGUACCCUGCAUAAAAUUGGAGGAACUGGUGCAUUCAUCUUCCUCUUUGCCAGAACUGUAGAGAUUAGUGACUGUGAAAAGACACAAGCUCUAGCAUUGAAAGUUAUACUUACUUUGACAAAGUAUAACCAGCAGAGAAUCCAGGAAAUGGAGAGCUGUCAUGGCUAUGCUAUGAUUCACCAAGUGCUCAUCAAAAUGAAAUGUAUUGUAGGUUUCCACAUCUUAAAGGCUUUACUCGAUGGUUGCUGCAAUGUUCCAAUUCUUAACUUUAAUGAAUCCACGGGUCAAUUUGAGAUUGAUACAGAAUCCAGUGCUGUAAUCCAGGAUGUGAAGCUCCUGUCUGAAUUGUUACUCGAUUGGAAGAUCUGGUCAAAAGCACAGAAUGGUGUCUGGGAAACGCUGAUGGCAGCUCUUGAAGUGCUCAUUAGAGUCCAUCAUCCAAAGCAGAUGUUCAAUGUCAAACAGCUUCUAAAGGCACAAGUGGUUUAUCGCUUCCUCUUGACUUGCCAGGUUCUUCAGGAACACCGAGAUGAACACCUGACAUCUAUCCCUCGGGAGGUCUGUAGAUCAUUUGUGAAGAUCAUUGAAGAAGUACUUGGGUCGCCACCAGAUCUGGAAUUGUUGAAGCUGGUUUACAAUUUUCUGCUGGCAGUACAUCCUCCUACUAACACCUAUGUUUGCCAUACCCCACCAGGCUUUUACUUUUCCCUCCAUAUAGAUGGUAAGAUCUUUGAAGAAAAGGUCAAAUCGAUCAUGUAUAUGCGGCAUUGUAGCAGCAGUGGAAAACCUAGUGAAAGUCCUGGCUUUCUGUCCCCAUCUUCCUUCACCGCUGUCACAACAGAUGGAGAUAAAAUUCAAAGCAGCACAUCAAAUUAUUCAAAGCAGGAGUCUCCUUUAUUACCACCAUACGAGCAGUACUCCCAAAGUCUACCAGUUACCCCGUCUACCUCACCACAAGUGCGAAUCCGAAGAAUAACACCAAGAGUUGAACGGAGCUUUGCUGACUUGAGAGAGGUUUCUGAGUGCGAGUCCGAUUCUCUCACUUUUUUGCCAGAGAAUGCCCCUAAAAUGAGUACUGCAGAAACAUUGAAAAGUAUGCAGGAUGAAAUGUACCUCAGCAGCUGUGAGUCAGCAAAAACCUUGUGUGAGUCUGCAAAGGAAGUUUCUGCUCGAGGUGAUGCAGAUGGUCACAUACAAGAAUCUUUGGAACCUGUGGUACAGCUGGAUAACCUAGCAAAUGUGGCUUCCAAGAUUGGAUGUGAGCAUAUUGCAGAUGAAAGCAACAGCAUUUCGUCAACCCUGGAACCAGAAUGGAAACAGGAAGAGGCUGGUGAUGAAGGAAUAAAUCGGCCUGAUAGUCUCCGAGGACUACAGACAUUCCAAAGAAGUCAGAGUAAUUUUACCAGCCUGGGAUUGGCAUUUCCUUCCCAAAAUGGAUCUUUAGUUAUGGCACGUUUGCCAAGUACAGCUGAUAAGAAUUUGAUUCCUGAGGAAUGGGAGAGCUUUGGCUUUUCACCUCUAUAUGAGCGACCCUAUAAUGAAACUGAGACUGCUACAGAAAGAUCUGCAACAGAGGACAGUCUGAUUCUGAUCUGCUGUGGGCUCUAUGACCUUUUGCGAGGAAUCCUGCUCAUCUUGCCAGAUGUAAUGCUAGCUGAUGUGAUGGACAAGUUGAUCCAGCCAGAAGCAUUGAUAGUCCUUGUCAAUCAUCCAAUUCCAGUAAUACAGCAAGGAGUUACUAAGCUACUGGAUGCAUACUUUACACGAGCAUCAAAGGAACAAAAGGAAAAGUUCUUGAAAAACCAUGGAUUUUCCUUAUUGGCCAACCAGCUUUAUCUCCACCAAGGGACACAGGGGUUGCUGGAGUGCUUCCUCGAAAUGUUGCUAGGCCGGGCAGUUAGUCUAGAUGAAGAUUUAGAUCCAGAGGCUAUGGCUCACAUCGAUCCGUUUCGUAAAAGAUGCAUUAUUCCUGUACUGGGCCUCAUUGAAAACUCUUUGUACGAAAAUACAUUGGUGCACAAUAAAUUGUGCAUCCUACUCCAGCUUCUGAAUGCGUGCCCAAAGUUAGCUGAUAUACUGCUUGACAAUGGUUUGCUAUAUGUCUUGUUUAACACCUUAGCAACACUCAAUGGACUAGAGAAUGGCAUUCCAGUGAAUGAGUACAAAUUACUGCUGUGUGAUAUUCAGCAACUGCUGGUUGCAAUUACCAUCCAUUCCUGCAGCUCUUCUGGGUUACCAUAUUUUCGCAUAAUAGAGGAUUUAAUCUCACUGCUUGGAUACCUGCAGAACAGCAAGGAUACAAAAACAAAAGAAAUGGCUGUUGCACUGCAGUUCCGGGUUCUUCAGAGUGCCAUUGAAUUUAUAAAAAACACAGCUAAUCAGGAUGCUCAGAAUAUGAGUAGUUCCUUCAAUUUACCUGCAACACAGCAUCAUGCAAUUCACCAGAAGAGGAAAAGUAUUGCUGGUUCAAUUGCAUUAAAAGAUUCCAUAUUUCCACGGCUGCCAAGACAACAUUUCUCCUCGUAUGGUCACCUUCCAAUGACCUAUUGCUUCAACUUAGUAAACCAGGAGUCUCCCCUAGUGUCCCCAACUGGAUCCACGUCCUAUACUUUCCCUACAAAAGCAGGUCCUCGCAGAUUUUCAGCUGCUCCGUCCGAUGCCUUGCUGAUGCGAAUGCGAUCUGUAGCCAGCGAUGAACUCUCUGUGCUAAUGCAGCGGAGGAUGAGCCAUGAGAACUCCAUGAGAGCUUCUGAGACUGAGUUUGCACAAAGACUGCAGAGACUCACUGUUUUGUCUGUUAAUAGGCUGAUCUAUCAAGAUCCCGACCUUGAUUUUCUGGAUUUAUUGAGCACAUCCGAAUAUCCACAUUAUUAUAGAAUAUCAACCCCUCCAGCUGAAGGAUCCGAGGAAUGUACAUCAGUGCUACCAAGCAACAACAUGAAAACAUUUCAGAAAGAAAUGCUAAAACUAAUGAUUGAAGGGAUUAAAAUAUCUUUGGGAGCAGGUAGAAAUAGCCCCCCACGGCAGCAGUGGAAACGUAUGCUUUGGUCCUGCCGAGAGACAUUCCGGUCCCAGUUGGGUCGAUUGCUUGUACACAUUCUGUGCCCUGCCCGUCCACUGGAAGAGAGGACAAUGGCUUUAGAGAUAGUUUACGAACCAAGCCAUCAGGAGAUUCUGCGAGAAUGUCUAGGUCAACCUCUGGAGCAUGGACCCAAGCUGGCACUGUAUCUGUAUGAAUUAAUGCGUGACCACAAUGAAGCCUUGACCAAGGAACAGCAAUCUGCAGCAGGAAACUUCUUCAACUCCUUAAAGCUUUGUGGAUACAAGUGUAUUCCACUUAGUGCGCCACCCAAGCCAGAUCUCAUUAAAGCCAUCAAAGAGGAGCAAACCAAAUAUACGAAUGAAGAAUGUGCAAAUAAAGCUGCUUGGGAGAAGAAGUUGGCGACUUCUCAGCAGAGCCUCCUUCAACGACUAGAUAUGAAGUCAAAAGAUAUUUCAAAAAUAGCAGCUGAAAUCACUCAAAAUAUCUCACUGCAUCAGGGCAUGGAGAGGAAGAAAGUGAUUCAGCACAUCAGGGGAAUGUACAAGGUAGAUUUAAGUGCUAGCAGGCACUGGCAAGAACUUGUUCAGCAGCUAACACAUGACAGGGCAAUAUGGUAUGAUCCUGUGUCUUACCCAACUUCAUGGCAACUGGAUCCAACAGAAGGCCCCAAUAGAGAGAGGCGACGCUUACAAAGAUGUUAUUUGACUAUACCUAAUAAAUACCUGCUCACAGACCGGCAGAAACCAGAGGAACCACUGAAGCCACCUUUAUCGUUUUUGUUUGAAGAUAAAUCUCAUUCUUCUUUCUCAUCAACUGUAAAGGAUAAAGCAACAAGUGAACCUAUCAGAUUCAUUCGCAAAUGUAUCAAUGUUGCCCCAUCUCGAGAAACGGUUGGCGAACUCCUUUUAGGGGAGUCGGGAAUGUAUUUUGUUGAGGAUAAUGCUGCUGAUGCCUUCGAGCACCCUAGCACUGCAGUGGAAACAGAGCCAGCUUCAUUCUCCUGGACAUAUGAAGAAAUUAAAGAGGUUCACAAGCGAUGGUGGCAGCUGCGUGACAAUGCCUUGGAAAUUUUCCUAACGAAUGGCAGAACUCUUCUUCUGGCAUUUGACAGCACAAAGGUUCGGGAUGAUGUUCAUCAAAACAUCCUCACUUCCAAUCUACCAAAUUUAUUAGAAUACGGAAACAUUUCAGCUCUCACCCAGUUGUGGUGCUCAGGGCAGAUAACCAAUUUUGAGUAUUUGACUCAUUUGAACAAACAUGCAGGUCGCUCCUUCAACGAUCUCAUGCAGUAUCCUGUUUUUCCUUUCAUACUGAGUGACUAUUCUAGUGAAACAGUCGACUUAAAUGAACCAGCAAUUUACAGAAAUCUUCUGAAACCUAUAGCUGUACAGUCCAAAGAAAAGGAAGAUCGAUACGUGGAUAACUAUAAGUAUCUAGAGGAGGAAUAUCGUAAAGGUGCUCAAGAAGAUGAUCCAAUGCCACCUGUACAGCCGUAUCACUAUGGUUCUCACUACUCAAAUAGUGGAACAGUCUUGCACUUCCUAGUUAGGAUGCCACCAUUUACCAAAAUGUUUCUGGCUUAUCAGGAUCAAAGUUUUGAUAUCCCAGAUCGAACAUUUCAUUCCAUGAAUACUACCUGGCGCCUAUCCUCCUAUGAAUCCAUGACUGAUGUGAAGGAGCUCAUUCCAGAAUUUUUUUACCUUCCAGAGUUCUUAGUCAAUAGAGAAGGUUUUGACUUUGGAAUGCGGCAGAACGGAGAAAGAGUGAAUCAUGUAAACCUCCCACCCUGGGCUCGCAACGACCCCCGGCUGUACAUUCUGAUUCACCGCCAAGCCUUGGAGUCAGAUCACAUUUCACAAACAAUUUGCAAUUGGAUUGACUUGGUGUUUGGAAACAAACAAAAGGGCAGAGCUGCAGUUCAUGCUAUCAAUGUCUUUCAUCCUGCGACAUACUUUGGCAUGGACGUAUCUGCUGUUGAAGAUCCAGUGCAAAGACGAGCCCUGGAAACUAUGAUCAAGACCUAUGGUCAGACCCCUCGGCAGCUCUUCACAGCUACUCAUCCAAGCAGGCACGGACCUAGACUCUCAAUGGAGGGGGAGCUGCCUGCAGCUAUGGGUCUCCUUGUGCAGUUUGCUUUCAGAGAGAGCAGAGAGCACGCCAAGGAAGUCAUUUACCCGAGUCCUCUGCCCUGGAUUCAGGGGCUGAAGUGGGGUGAGUACGUGGGUUCCCCCAGUGCACCAGAUCCUGUGGUUUGCUUCAGUCAACCCCAUGGAGAACAGUUUGGAUCGCUGUUAGCAUUGCCAACCAGAGCCAUCUGUGGUCUGUCAAGGAAAUUUUGUCUCAUGAUGAUAUACAGCAAAGAACAAGGUGUUCGGAGUAUGCACAGUACAGAUAUCCAGUGGUCUGCCAUUUUGAGUUGGGGUUAUGCUGAUAACAUGCUAAGACUGAAAAGCAAACAAAGUGAGCCCCCCAUCAACUUCAUUCAAUGCUCUCCCUUACACCAGGUUACGAGUUGUGCAUGGGUGCCUGACAGUUGUCAGCUGUUUACUGGCAGUAAGUGUGGAGUGAUUACUGCCUACUCGAACAGAUUUACCAGCAGCACGUCUUCAGAGAUUGAAGUUGAAGCAAAAGUCCACUUAUAUGGGCACACUGCAGAAGUAACCAGCCUGUGUGUCUGCAAACCUUACAGCAUUCUGAUCAGUGUCAGCAAGGAUGGGACCUGCAUUAUAUGGGAUUUGAACAGGUUGUGCUAUGUUCAGAGUUUAACAGGACAUAAAAGUCCAGUGACAGCAGUUUCUACAAGUGAGACAACUGGUGAUAGUGCGACUGUUUGUGAUUCAGUUGGUGGUGGCAGUGACCUAAGACUGUGGACUGUAAAUGGAGAUCUCAGUGGCCAUGUGCAUUGUCGAGAAAUAAUCUGCUCUGUAGCUUUUUCCAAUCAACCUGAAGGUGUAUCUGUCAAUGUCAUUGCUGGAGGACUAGAAAAUGGUGUAGUAAGGCUGUGGAGUACUUGGGACCUGAAGCCUGUUCGGGAAAUUACCUUCCCCAAGUCAAAUCGGCCAAUUGUCAGUCUCACAUUCUCCUGUGAUGGCCAUCACCUCUACACAGCAAACAGUGAUGGCACCGUGAUAGCCUGGUGUCGUAAGGACCAACAGCGGAUGAAGCUCCCCAUGUUUUAUUCCUUCCUAAGCAGUUAUGCUGCCGGCUGAAGGCUAACCCUGUGACUAAUUUAUACCAAUCACUGUGCUCUCAUGGGUGGGGUGUUCAAAGAUAGGGGAAAUAAAGUGUUCCCCUCUCAGUUGUAAAUAUUCUAAAUGCAAAAGAUGCCCAUAAAAGGAACAGGUGGUUUUCCUCAAUCCACAGAACAAGAUGGAAUAUGGAAAAAGAUCAGCAGAGCAGUUUUCAUCAUUAUAAUUUGCUACCUUCCUGCCCAUGAUGGGAAUCCUUGACUUUGUUGCAUAUGCAGUCCUUCGAAUUACUGCCAGUUCCAAACUGGCAAACUAAAACUCAUUUGCACCAAUUUGUGUUUGAUGUAAAUUAUGCAAUGUGUCUGGUUGGUAACUUUACAGAGUGCAAUAUUUUCUACUUCAGAAUCUACAUACAAUUUUGCAUACAAUGCACAUGAGACCAAACAGGUUAAUGAGAUACAAGAAUAACAGAACCAGUUACAUAAAGGAGCAUGGGAUGAAGAUAUAAAAGCACCUUAAACCUAUGUUUGUGCACGCAGCAUUUAUCUACAACUGUCUCGAAUGUUUAAGUUCAUCUUUGCAAGUGCUGCCAUUUCUUAUAUUUUUUCCUUGAAAAUUAUUCUGUCGUCUUAAUAAUUUGAUGCAGAUUGUUCCUUCCCCAUCACCUUUUAUAACUAACAUUGAGCAGACUCCAAAUUGAGAGAUAAGGAUUCAUUUGGCUGGUCCUUAAAGAUUGCAAGAAAAGAUACAUGUAGUAUCCUAAAGUGAAUGGAUGCAAGAGUUUCUAUACAGAAAAUUAUGUUGGCUUUAUUGAAGAUACAACACUGGGGUUAAUUAGGUUAUUUGUGGUUAGGCUGUUACCCACUCGUGUUAAAUACAUAACUAUUUAUUUAACUGGAGGGCUAACUUUAAGACUGCCACUUUCCCUCUGGAAGUUGUGUUUUGAUUAUUGUUCUUAAUCAUAUUUAAAAAAUAAAGAGUUAAAAAAUGUGCAUUUUGCAAGUAUUUUGGAGGAAGUGAGGAGCUAGUUUGCUGAUAAUUAAAACUUUGGUGAACAUUAAUUUAAAAAUCCUUGAAACCAGUGUUCCUCAGACUUUGAAAGUGAGCAAUUCCUGUCUUUUGUACUUCUAUUCCUGAUAUAUCUGUACAAAGUAUUUGUGAUGGAUAUUUGAACAUUAAAUUAACUAUAAUCU